AUACGCGUCUUCUACAAAACAACUUCAGAAAGAGUGCUAGAAGUCAAGAAUGUCGCACAAGUACUCCAACACUGGGAACAGAAGAAAGUCGGUGUUCACUCCCAACAUCAACAACACAAAUCUCAAUGAAGCCUCAGCUCAAACAAUAGAAUUGGAAAGAUUAGAACAAGAGAUAACAUUAACGUUACAGACAAUUGACAAAUCAUUCGCCAAAUCACACAAGAUCAUAAAUGAUAGAUUGAUACCUAUAGUGAAGAAAUACCAUAAUAGUUCCAAAAAGAUAUGGCAAGGUGUGAGCUUUUGGAAGAACUUUCUUGAAACAAGUGCAAAUGUCGAGUUAAGAGGUUAUGAAGAAGCUGUUCAAAAUCAAGAUUACACCGAAGAUGAUCAAAUACCCGAAUCUCAAGAACAGGGGUCACAAGAAACACAAACUGGUGAUACUGUACAGUUGAACGAACAUUUGAGUCCAGUUAAAACUGCAGGUGACACAGGUAAUGUGAUAAUGGAGAGCACAAACCAUACAAUUCAACAAGAGUUUCAAAAAAGAUACACUGAUCAUUUCCACGAUGAUACAAAUCCAAAUGACCAAGACACAACAUCAGCUGCUUUCAAAAGCUCCACUCCUAAUAAGUUGAAAAAUAAUCCAAUAAUGCCACAAGUCAGAUCUCAGAAUAAUUUAGGUUUUGAUACAACAGAUAGUAUAUUACCACCAAUACCCGUCAGUGCCAAUUUAUCAAACACAAACGGAACAGAUGUUAAUCAAACUACACCAACCUUACAACGUUCAAACACAGAUAUUCAACAACCAAGAAACUAUAUUUUGCAUAAUAAUCUGGAUACAAAUUACAAAUUGGAAGUUUCCCCUAGAAAGAAGCACCCACAUCAACCUGCUGUUAAUUCAAUGACACCCAAGAAACCACCUCAAAAGAAACGUAAAUCCAUAUAUGCACAAAAAUAUGAUUCAUCACCUUUUGAGAUUGAGGCACCAAAAUUGCAAUCAGAUGUUCAAUUUAGUCCAGUUAGACCAAAUGGACAAACAACACCAUUACGCAAACAACAAACACAAGCUUCCCAGCAACAACAGGAUGAAAAUCAAACCCAAAGAUUCCCACACACACCACGAUAUGGAGCUGGGGGUAAUUUGUUGAGAACGCCAGGUCAAGUGUCACGUACAGCUAAUCGUUAUAGUAACCAUGGGUUCCAACAAGAUGAAGAUCAACAAAUUAACCAAACAAACCUUCAGCUGGAUGAUUCUGAGCAGACACCAAACAUUUCACCACCUGUUACAUUAAAUUUUGCUACUGUUAACAAUAAUAACAAUACCACUACACAAAACUUGAGGAGAACUCCUGCAAGAGAAGCGGCUCAAAACAUUGUUAAGGACAUUUUAAAUAACGUCAGUGGUGUCAAUGAUUCUGGAUUGAGUGGAUUUGAGGAGUUCAAUGGGAAUAAAAUACGACAAUUUGAUGAUACAGAUAAUCAAGACUCUUUAUUUAAUGAAAAAACAGAGAAACCAUUACAGCAGCAGCAGCAACAACCCACAGAGAGUGAAGUGUUGGGAGGUCAAGAGUUUGAUGACUUUUUGGAUAACAAAUAUCGCGAAACGAACAAGAACGCAGAAACUGAUUGGAGUGAUGAUGAUUAAAAAAAUACACACAUAUUGUCUGUCAUUUCUCACGGGUAU
Hansenula anomala is the source of this 1684-nucleotide messenger RNA. RefSeq names its product DASH complex subunit ASK1. The record is from RefSeq and is a predicted model, not a curated record. Gene Ontology annotation, cellular component: mitotic spindle; mitotic spindle pole body; DASH complex. The coding region runs from base 50 to 1645 and encodes 531 amino acids. Gene Ontology annotation, biological process: attachment of spindle microtubules to kinetochore. Lineage: Eukaryota; Fungi; Ascomycota; Saccharomycetes; Phaffomycetales; Wickerhamomycetaceae. The transcript has a single exon.